CCACGAUCCAGCUGAUUCAUCUGGCACAGCCUGCCAUCCACGACACUUCCCGGACCUGAUUUUCUUCGCCAGUUGGCCAGGCCUUAGGAAACCGAAAUUCUUCACUGUCAGAUGAUGGCAGAUCCCGGACAAACUCGGCCUGAGGCUCCUCCUCGUCUUCCUGCCUUUUCCUAUUGCUUGCAACAAUCUCCUGCGAUGUAGCCGUCUGGAGUAUAAAUAAUGGCUUGUAGCCGCUCUGCAGCUCGCAGGACCUUGCCAGUGCCGUGUUCGUAUAUUCCAGGCAAAUCAUAAUCCAUCAAAACAUCAGUUCUCCGUUCUUUGGUGCCUUUCCAAUGAUUGCACUCGAAGCGAGCAAGAAGGUCUGCUCCGUCUCGCCAAAACAAGCCGCACAGCUCGGCCGGGCUUUGACGCCCUUCUUCUGCCAAGGCCAUACCCUUGGUCUGGCCUACCCUGCAACACUCCGGAUUGCUGCAGCGGCUCACCAGUCUUCGUUCUCCCGACCGCCAGCCGCACGAGCUUUCUCCACGACAAGCGUCAGGGAACUGCGUGAUGUCUUCCCAGCCAAGGACACGCCGUUUAUCCGCAAGACCCCGCCAGCAUGGCCGCAUCCUGGCUACAGCGAGGAGGAGAUGCUGGCGGUCACUCCCGCGCAUCGCGAGCCCAAGACCAUAGGCGACUGGGUGGCAUGGAAGCUAGUUCGGCUCGCUCGAUGGGCGACCGACCUUGCCACUGGCAUUGGACGGGAGCAGCAAGUCGACAUGAAGAACCCAACUACUGCGGUGGCUGCUGAGAAACCCCUGACCGAGGCGCAAUGGCUCGUGAGAAUCAUUUUCUUGGAGUCGAUUGCAGGCGUCCCGGGAAUGGUGGGCGGAAUGCUCCGCCACCUGCACUCCCUCAGGCGGCUCAAGAGGGACAACGGCUGGAUCGAGACGCUCCUUGAGGAGUCGUACAACGAGAGGAUGCAUUUGCUGGUCUUCACGCGCAUGGCGGAACCGGGAUGGUUCAUGAAGACCAUGAUCCUCGGGGCGCAAGGCGUGUUCUUCAACGCCAUGUUCCUCAGCUACCUGAUCUCUCCCAAGAUCUGCCACAGGUUCGUGGGUUACUUGGAAGAGGAGGCGGUCCACACCUACACGCGCCUGCUCAAGGAGAUCGAGAACGGCGACUUGCCGAAGUGGUCCAAUCCAAAGUUCGAGGUCCCCGAGAUCGCGGCCACCUAUUGGAGGAUGCCCGAAGGAAAGCGCACCAUGCGUGACCUUAUCCUCUAUGUCAGGGCCGACGAAGCGGUACACCGUGGCGUCAACCACACCCUGGGCAAUCUCAAUCAGGUCGAGGACCCCAACCCGUUUGUGAGCGAGUAUAAGGCCGGCGCAGAGCACAACAAGCCCAACGCAGCUUUGAAGCCGACCGGAUACGAACGGGCGGAGGUCAUUGGCUGAGACUGUCCCUUGGGAACAUCAAUUUUUCUGUGUUUGGGAGUUCUUUGGGCAACUGUUCAUGAUCUGGUGGUAACGGCGUUCUUGGGUUGCUGGGACAGGGAGAUUUCCUGACGAGGCUGGGCCGUGAAAACGAGAUACCCUCUCCUCUCCCCGUGCAGGUAGACUUAGACAUAGACGUUCAGUUGGGCAGCCAACCCUGCCCCUUCAGCGGCUCAGCAUAGAAUAGACAGUUUCUUGACGCGCCGAGCACCCCUCUACUUCCGCGCAGAGAGAAUGCAGACCGAGAAGCACAUGGUCAAGUAUGAAGGCUUCUAUUCGUACUUUUUUUUUUCUCCUUCUUUUCUCUCUUUCUGUAAAAAG
Molecule: messenger RNA, 1796 nt
Organism: Thermothielavioides terrestris NRRL 8126
Lineage: Eukaryota; Fungi; Ascomycota; Sordariomycetes; Sordariales; Chaetomiaceae
Exons: 3
Coding region: 333-1436 (367 amino acids)
Biological process (GO): alternative respiration
Cellular component (GO): mitochondrion
Molecular function (GO): alternative oxidase activity
Source: RefSeq, a predicted model, not a curated record